Molecule: messenger RNA, 2222 nt
Organism: Cryphonectria parasitica EP155
Lineage: Eukaryota; Fungi; Ascomycota; Sordariomycetes; Diaporthales; Cryphonectriaceae
Exons: 1
Coding region: 11-1363 (450 amino acids)
Source: RefSeq, a predicted model, not a curated record
CGCACCACCUAUGAUGCAACACAACCAGCACCACCAGCAGCAGCAGGAGAUGGGCAUCUCAUCAGAGACCAGCCCGUCGUCAUUUUCGUCCGUCUCACCGCACAGCAGCAGUCUGACACCCGACGCCCUGGCCACCUACGGAGAACCCAUGCUCCGUACCGAAUCCGCCAGCAGCAUCAAGUCCACCCAAUCCCAGCGAGCCCGCGCCAAGGAUUCCCUCCAGCGCCAGGUCGCCGCAGCGAACAGCAGCCAACGCCUGCUCCCUAAACUGGACAAGACAGACCCGGACGAGGAGGCCCAGCAGCCAAGCAGCAACAACAGCAAGGCAGAUGCGGGCGCCAAGGUCCCCAUGGCCAAAACUACCUACCAACGACCCAAGAGGCCCAAGAUCUACUGCUCAAAAUGCGACGAGCAGUCCGACGGGUUCAGAGGCGAACACGAGCUACGCAGGCACGACGACCUGAAGCACUCAACCAUGAAGACGGUCUGGGUGUGCGUCGACCCUGGUGCCGCCUCGGAUCUGAAGCCCUUCACGCCUAUCGACCAGUGCAAGAACUGCAGGGACAGGAAGGAGUACGGAGUAUAUUAUAACGCAGCAGCUCAUAUGCGAAGAGCGCACUUUACCAAAAAGACGCCUAGGGCUAGUCGCAAGACCGAUAACAAUAACAACAACGAGACGGACGACGACAAGAAAGGCGGGCGGACUAGUGAGAGUUGGCCUGUUAUGACGGAGCUGAAGAAGCACUGGAUGAAGGCCAUCAAAGUGUCUGCGGACAAGGUCAUCAACGAUGAGGAAGACGCCACCGUCGAGGGCAAAGAGGGCAACGCUGCCACUGCCAUCGGCGACGCCACCGCACAGGCCUCAGAAUUGCUCGACGACAGUGCCGCCUUUAACCACAUCAACACGGACAUGAGCGCAUCCACACGCUUCAACGAUUCCAUGGCCUUUGCCGUGGGCAGCAACACGAACCUCCAGGUAGACCUCCAAGUCGACACCAACGACAUCUUCGGAGACAACUUUGGCGACUUCACAAACUACACCGUGCAGCCCACCAACACCACCCAGUUCGACGCCGGCCUCGCCGCCCCAGCCUCGACAGGGUCUGCCAGCUUCAACUACCCCUUCACCGUGACCGCGCCCGCCGGUUACCCUCAUAUCGACCUGAAUGUUUUCCAGGGGUCGCAGAUCUCGGCCUCCUCGGCGACGGACCCCAGCAGCCUGGCGCCUUUCGGUACUGCUAGUUUCGUUGCCCAGGAUACGCAGCAGCAGUCCAGCCAGCCAUCGCCGAUGGACUCAAACCAUACCGGGGACCAUGUUGUGUUUGGGGACUUUGACUUCAACAACAUGGGCUCUGGCUGCUGAAUUUUCUCUUUCUUCUCGUUUCUUAAGCUCGUCCCAGGGACAUGCUUAUGAUUUCCGCCUGUCAAAACCAUCAUUCGUCAAAUUUGGUUGAUGGCUUUGGCUUCCAAUUGCCUUGACUCAACUUAUACAUCAUGACGUUUCACUUGUUCUUCAGCAAUAGCCGCAGCUUUGCGCCUGGGCUUCAGUCAGUUCUACACUAUUCUUCUUCCAUUUCUCUAUCACUGUCAGCUCCUGUUGCUGGAGUCACUCAAUGAUGCACUGUGUGCACAACAACCGGUCAAGUACCUUUGGAUAAUCUCCGAAUUGCAUCAGCACUCGGCGUUGGGAAUGAUCAUGAUCACCAAGGCAUUUAGCCCCUACGCACAUCUGAUUCUCGUGUGUGUUGUGUGUCAUGACUUUUUCACCAUGUUUUCUUUUUUUCCUUGCUGUCCUUUUGUUCCUCUCCCGGGGGGAGGGAAGAAUCGAGAGAGACUCGGCACGAGGUUCUGCGGCGCAUAUUCUUCGGUCGUCAACGAUGGAUUGAGAUUGGUAGGGCCUAUUGACAAAGCUCUGGUUACGAAUUUUAACGAUUUGCAUGGUCGAGGAUCCGGGCAUUUGGGAUGGUGUUUAAGCCGAUGCCUUUCUAUUUUCUUUUCUUUUACUUCUUUUACUCGGGACAAUUGGUUUUUCCUUUUGGAUUUGGGUUGGGAUUUUGUGAUACCUCUCUGUGUAUAUGCACGGUGCAGUGAUGAUUGUGUCGGGUAGCGUCGCAGGGAAAGCUGUGUGUGACGAUGGAGACAGACAAAUGAAUGCAUUGAGGCACAAGAGCAGAUACUUGUCCUGCUUGCUGCCUCCAUGCUCAACUUGGCGUGUGCCUUCC